AGUGUCGAAAUCGGGAGGGUUAGAGAAGAAUGGAGAUGAUGAUGAUGCAGGAGCAGGAGGAGGCGGCAGCAAAUAAAGCUGGAUCGGAGGUGUCUUCUCCAAACCAGACGAUUUACAUCAAUAAUCUCAACGAAAAAGUCAAGCUCGAUGAGCUGAAGAAGUCGCUAAAUGCGGUGUUCUCGCAGUACGGGAAGAUAGUGGAGGUGUUGGCGUUUAAGACAUUGAAGCACAAAGGGCAAGCUUGGGUUGUGUUCGACAAUCCUGAAUCUGCUUCCAAUGCUAUUUCCAAGAUGAAUGGAUUCCCCUUCUACGACAAACCCAUGAGAAUACAAUUUGCUAAAACGAAAUCAGAUGUUAUUGCCAAGGCUGACGGCACCUUUGUUCCUCGCGAGAAACGAAAGCGACACGAGGAGAAAGGUGGUAAGAAAAAGAAAGAGCAGCACCAUGAUAAUACACGUAUGCCCAUCCCACCAUAUCCUGGUGUCUAUGGAUCUGCCCCUCCUCUUUCGCAAGUACCAUACCCUGGUGGUGGUGGUGGUGGUGGUGGUGGUGGUGUCAAAAGCAAUCUUCCCGAGGCACCCGCACCCCCAAACAACAUCCUCUUUGUCCAACACCUUCCUCACGACACAACUCCUGAGAGGCUUCAGGAACUCUUCGGCAAUUACCAUGGCUUCAAGGAGGUUAGGAUGGUUGCUGCCAAGCCAGGUAUUGCUUUCGUUGAGUUUGCUGAUGAGAUGCAGUCUACCGCUGCUAUGCACGGUCUUGAAGGUUUCACCAUUCACCAAACCCCUAUGCACAUCACCUAUGCUAAGAAAUAAACCCCCUCCAUUUUGGAUUUUGGUGGGGUGCUACUAUUAUUAUCUCCCUUGUAUUCUGUCAAUGCUACUUCUUCUUUCUUCUCUUGUGUUAGAGAUUUUUUUUUUUCUUAGAAUAUAUUACAACUUUAAUCCAGUGUAAGAAAAGGUUUUAGUGGGCUUUUAUUGACCCAUUCAUCUUUAGCUUA
Molecule: messenger RNA, 1003 nt
Organism: Raphanus sativus (radish)
Lineage: Eukaryota; Viridiplantae; Streptophyta; Magnoliopsida; Brassicales; Brassicaceae
Product: U1 small nuclear ribonucleoprotein A
Exons: 5
Coding region: 30-818 (262 amino acids)
Biological process (GO): mRNA splicing, via spliceosome
Cellular component (GO): U1 snRNP
Molecular function (GO): U1 snRNA binding
Source: RefSeq, a predicted model, not a curated record